Messenger RNA from Amphiprion ocellaris (clown anemonefish), 5255 nucleotides. It is a transcript of the gene tcf12, whose product is annotated as transcription factor 12. Lineage: Eukaryota; Metazoa; Chordata; Actinopteri; Pomacentridae. The transcript has 21 exons. Gene Ontology annotation, cellular component: transcription regulator complex. The coding region runs from base 189 to 2345 and encodes 718 amino acids. Gene Ontology annotation, molecular function: RNA polymerase II cis-regulatory region sequence-specific DNA binding; DNA-binding transcription factor activity, RNA polymerase II-specific; protein dimerization activity. The record is from RefSeq and is a predicted model, not a curated record. Gene Ontology annotation, biological process: regulation of transcription by RNA polymerase II.
AGGCUUCAGCAAAGCAAAAAUGUCUGCCUAAGGGAAACUCGUAACUGAUAUAUAUAGAGGAUAUUUUCACACCUAUUGCUGUUUUAACUCACAUUUCGCCGCUUUGAGGCGCGUUUCCAGAAAGUGACUCUUCACCAGAGCACCCUAGUCGGGAUUUUAAUCGGAAAACAGGUUUCUAGAUCGCCAGGAUGAAUCCUCAGCAGCGGAUUGCCGCUCUUGGAACAGACAAGGAAUUAAGUGACCUGCUUGAUUUUAGUGCGAUGUUUUCUCCACCUGUAAACGGAGGGAAAAAUAGGCCUACCACACUCGGAAGCAGUCAGUUCAGUGCAUCAGGUAUGGAUGAGCGGACCAACCAAGCGUCUUGGGCCCCAGGUGGCGAGUCCAGUCCUUCCUAUGAGUCCUCCCGGGGUUUCGCAGACAGCCCUCAUUACAGCGAUCAUUUGAGUGACAGUCGAUUAGUGUCCCAUGAAGGAUUGUCUCCAACACCUUUUAUGAACUCAAACAUAAUGGGUAAAUCAGAGCGGGCUUCGUUUCUUGGCUAUGGGAGGGACCCUGGAGCAUCUGGCUGCCAGUCUUCUGUAAGGUCAGACGUCGGGUUGGCGAGUCCUACUUCAGUGACUACGUCAGGGAAGUCAGCAGCUCCGUUCUACUCCUUCAACGCGGCCAAUCCUAGAAGACGUCCUCUACAAGAUCCUCCACCCAUUGAUCCUCUACAAACAAAAAAGGUUCGCAAGGUCCCUCCUGGCCUGCCUUCAUCUGUGUAUGCACCAUCUCCAAACUCAGAAGACUUCAACAGAGAUUCUCCUUCUUACUCUUCUCCUAAACCCUCCAGCAGUAUGUUUGCAAGCACUUUCUUUGAUGGUACCCACAGUUCGUCUGACCCAUGGAAUUCAUCCAAUGGUAUCAGUCAGCCUGGUUAUGGGGGAAUGCUCGCAGGAUCUUCAUCUCACAUGCCACAGUCAGGAAACUACAGCAGCCUGCACUCACACGACCGUUUGAAUUAUCCUGCACACUCAGUCUCUCCAGACAUCAAUGCCAGUCUUCCUCCCAUGUCCAGCUUCCACCGAAGCAACACCAGCACUUCACCAUUCGUCACCGCGGCACACAACUCCUCCGUCAACACAGCCGACGGGGUCAUGGCUGCUCCAAAUCGGGGGACUGCCACUGGAAGCUCACAGACUGGAGAUGCACUGGGCAAGGCUUUAGCCUCGAUUUACUCACCUGACCACACUAGCAGUAGUUUUCCAUCCAAUCCGUCGACACCUGUGGGCUCUCCUUCACCUCUGACAGCCACAGCAGGUGCUGCCUCAGCAGGUACCGUGGUGACUGCUGCCGGCACCCCGUCUGGAAGGCCAGGUACCAACCAGUGGCCCCGUGCUGGUGGACAGACGCCCUCCUCUCCGAAUUAUGAGAACUCCCUUCACUCAUUGAAAAACAGAGUUCAUCAGCAGUUACAUGAGCAUCUCCAGGAUGCCAUGUCUUUCUUAAAGGAUGUCUGCGAGUCUCGAAUGGAGGAUCGUCUGGACAGAUUGGAUGAUGCAAUCCUCGUUCUGAGGAACCAUGCAGUGGGCUCCACCACCAGUCUGCCCAGCGACAUACACAGUCUGCUGGGACAGGCGCAAAAUGGGCCAAUAACAGCCAUUGGGCCAAACUUUCCUGCCUCUGCAUUGGUUCCAGGCCGGACUGCAGCGAUGCAGGGAGGUGAUGAUGCUGCCAGCCUGAACAACAGCCACGGAGGUCUGCCCAGCGCCGGCUCCACGUCCAGCACAGAGCUCAACCACCAAGUGGAAACAUUCAGAGCCCUCGCUUCAGGCCUGGCCGGACAGCUACCGUCCACCUUGGAGCUGAAGGUGGAGAAGCAGGACAAAGACGACAUGCACGACAGCCUCUCCGCCGACGACAAGUCAGAUGACGAGAGCGACAAAAGAGAUAUGAAGACACCCAGAGCAGGCCCACGCACAAGCUCCCACAGUAUCACUGAAGACGAGGACCUAAACCCAGAGCAGAAGGCUGAACGAGAGCGUGAGAGGAGGAUGGCGAACAACGCCCGCGAACGCCUGAGGGUGCGAGACAUCAACGAGGCCUUUAAGGAGCUGGGUCGUAUGUGCCAGCUGCACCUGAAAAGCGAGAAGCCCCAGACUAAACUGCUCAUCCUCCAUCAGGCUGUGGCCGUCAUUCUUAGCUUGGAGCAGCAAGUCAGAGAGCGGAAUUUGAACCCCAAAGCAGCCUGCCUUAAGAGAAGGGAGGAGGAAAAAGUGUCCGGAGGCUCCAGUGACGCCCAACAAGGCCACACAGGAGUCCAUCCAGGCCUGACCGACACAUCCAACCCCAUGGGCCACCUCUGAGGCAGAGACAGGUCAAAGUGAUGCAGAUCAUUUCUGUCCCGUUUGAGUCGGUGACCUUGCUUCCCAGUGACAGACAGGACUCACAGUUUGUGACACCAAUUGGAGGAGACAGACCACUUGAAGCAAAACUACGAGUCUAACACAAUCCAAUCCGAAGAUUGAAGAAGAGCCAAGCGUCCAGCUCCCUGCGACCAUCUGCAAAUUUCUCCCCUACAAGAAAAAUCUUCAGCACAUAUCACUGUCUGCAAGAAGUGUGUUGCUUCUGAACAAUCAGACUUCGCAAUCUCCUCCAACCGUAUGUGGAAAUUGCCUCGUGCCUAAACUGAAUUGACGAAUGCAUUGUAACAGCAAUUGUUUUUGUUUGUCUUUCUUUUUUUUCCUAUUUAUUAUGUUAAUGAGCUAUAAAGUGUAUGUCUAAAGGGAAAGGUUGGUAAAUUCAAAGAGAAGCAUGCGGCUUUUCAGUUGACCUAUAGUUUGCCGGUGUCACCGUUAAAACUGAGCACUCCACCCUGAGAAGUCUUUGGCGAGUCCGAGAUGAGGGAAAACAUUUGGGCACUGAGAAGAUUGAGAUUAAUUUAUUGGCCAGUUUAGAGUGAUAUUUAUACCCAACUGAAAAUUAUGUUUAGCUGUUAGAACUGAAAGACUAAAGCGGCCCCCCCCCCCCCUUUUUUUUUUUUUUUUUUAAAAGAAGAAUGUAUUAUUUAUAUUUAUAUUUUAUUCAUUCUGCCACUGGCCACAUAUAACCAAAACCUACCUAUGUUUGUUUCUGCGUAGUUUAGAUCAGUUUCUGUGCUACUGAAAAGUAGGAAAACAGGCCCAACUGCAUUGGCAUCAAUAUUGUCUACAAAAGGUGACAGACGAAUGGCAGACUGUAGUUUUUCUGAAAGCUCAGAUUUAGUUGUGCUUUUUUUGUUUUCUCGCUAGUGAGCAGUGAAAAUACAGAGGGGAAACUAUUUGCGAACCUUAGCAUUCCCUGCAUAUGUUUAGUGUCUUAACUGAAGGAGGAAAGGACUUCACUGCCCUUCGGUUCCUUUGCCAUAUAGUGUUAAACGUGCGCAGUGACAUAUUUUUGCGGAUUCUUGUCUACACUCAGCCUCCUGACGGUUACAUCCUGAUGUCAGCACUGAAUGGCUUGGUUUUUUUUCGUCAUUUUUCUGCCACCAGCUAAUCACAAGAUUGCUUAAUGAAGAAGUAGUUUAAAAAACGAAAAAACGACGACCACACUUUCUCCUGGCCUGAUGAACAUAUCAGUUUUUCUUUCUGUUAAUAUCUCAAGACGUUAAAUUUUAAGCGCAGUUACUCUGAGUAAAAUUUAGUUAUGCUUAUUUGUGUUGUAACAACUCCUUUCUUUAGACUUCCAGCAUUAUAAUGUCCAGUUUCCGCCAGCAGAGAGAACUUCUGGGUGACUUUUCAAUGAUGUUUUGAUCGAAGUUGUGAUAUACUCGAUACAGAAAGUCAGAUUAAACAUUUCAUGGAUUUCGCUAAAUAUCAUUGAACUGUAGCAUGACUAUGAACAAAAGCAGUUAACAGGAUUUUUCUUUUAUAUUUCAAGACAUCUGUCAUAGCUUUAUUUUGUUUUUCCCUAUCAGUGUGCAUGCUUUCUCCUUUUAUUAAGUCUUUGGUCUUAAGACUUGCUUUAUAUUCCAUUUAUUUCUUUGUAAAUUGUGUUCUAUCAUUAUCCACACCUUAAACAAGGCUGCCACAUUCAGAAGAGUGUUCUGUACGAUAAAAGGACUUAAAUUAGAAUAAAGAAUGCCACGACGAGAGUUUAUAUUAAAGAUUUCACAACUUUAUUUUAGCGAAGAACAAAAACCUAAUCAAUUUUUGUGUAUUCUCGGACUGAAUGUGGCCUUGUUCUUCAUUUCAGUAUUCAUGGUCUUGUAUUCAUGUUGGCAGACUUUGAUUGAGGGUAUAAUGUACGUCACUUCCGGCUCUCUUUCCUUCAUUUUUCUUUUCUUUUUUUAAAAAAAAAAAAAAAAAAAAUUCCCGUUCUUCCUAUGUUUCUUUGCUCCUCUGUUUGCCAAGUUAGACUUUGCUGUAUUCCCAGAUGCUUUCCCUUGUAUAAUAUAUGAAAAAAAAGAAAAUCAAAAGAAAAAAAAACAUUUGGCUUAUUUUUCACUGUAGUUAGUCUUUUAUACAAUAAUACUGUAAGAAUAUUUCUUGAAUUCUAAAUAUUACUCUUUCUAGAUUUUUGAAAGCAAAAGUUUUGAGUAAAAAGUUUCUUACUUUAUUUUACUAUAUUAGAUAGUAAAAUGUACGGUUAUUUACCAUAACCUGUCCAUUAUUACAAAAAAUUUACAAAUGGCAUCUCAAGAACACAGCUGAACUGUUGCUCGUAGUCUCAGACUUCAAAAGGUUUUGCACGAGCUCCAGAUUCCUAAAAAGUGCGACCUCCGUCUUAUUCUUCAGUCUCCGUUGUUGAUUGAUAAAAGAUUUGUUCUUGUGUCAAAAGGUAUUGUCGACGCACAUCAAAAAACUGCGGCAACGAAAAUUAGAAUUUUCUGUCUUUUUCAACAGAAAAACACAAUGUAUAUAACAUUUAUGUUGCAAUAAAUGUGCCAUCUUUUUUUAAACUCAAUUGUAUGUGCAUUUAUUUCUCUCACCAAGCAAACACAUUUGUUUCCGUCUCUCCAUAUUUACAUUUUUGCCUCUGUUGUCUUGUUUUUUUUGUUGUUGUUGUAAGAAAUGCACAGUAGAGAUGAAGCAGGAUGAGCUCAGAAACGAGGGGGUUGCUUUCGACUUUUUUUUGGUUUUUGUUAUUUGAGACAUUUCUACAGUGGAUUUAGGCCAAAUGAGUGUUUUAUAGUAUGUAUCUCUUUUUUGAAAAUAAUACCAGUGGACCAUUGUAGUCUGUAUGAAAAGUACUAUGAAUAUAUGUUUCUAUUUUUAAUAAAGUGUGAUAGCAGCGUA